Ustilaginoidea virens is the source of this 2367-nucleotide messenger RNA. RefSeq lists its product as uncharacterized. Bases 1 to 2367 code for a protein of 788 amino acids. NCBI's taxonomy places the organism in Eukaryota, Fungi, Ascomycota, Sordariomycetes, Hypocreales, Clavicipitaceae. Gene Ontology annotation, molecular function: ATP binding; ATP hydrolysis activity; ABC-type oligopeptide transporter activity. The record is from RefSeq and is a predicted model, not a curated record. Gene Ontology annotation, biological process: transmembrane transport. The transcript has a single exon. Gene Ontology annotation, cellular component: membrane.
AUGGUGUCCGGUGUGACACGGCUGGCGCUGCCGCCUGGGCUCGACUUGGCACGCUUUCUCAACCACUCCAGUAACACCAUUGCAAAACUCAGCUCCUGUUACUCGCGCACGAGACCGCUUCAUAGACCACUGCUACACGAUAGACUGCUUCCUGAAUUUCGACUCAUCCCACUCAGAGCUCGACUUCAGGACCGCGCCGCCUUUUCGACCCGAUCGAACGAGGCUCGAGCAUGGGCGUCGGCACCAAGACCAUGCCGCACGACAUCACAUGCCCGGCUAUUUUCCGCCAGCUCGUUCGCGCUCCAGAAAGCGCCUUCAUCGGAUUCUGACUCGAAAGCAAUUGGUGCCAACGACUCUGCGGUUGCUGAGGCUCGAGCCGAUUCCCGCGAUGGAAUCGAGGAUCGAGAAUUUGAAAAAAGCGACAAGGCUGCUCAAGCUGCGCAAGUCAACCUGUCCGCGAGACUUUCCAAGGAAGGCAAGCCUCAGAGUAAAGCUGGCUUCGGAGAGAUAUGGAGGCUGAUCAAAGUUGCUCGACCUGAGCUCCGAUGGUUGGCGGUCGCAUUCUGCUUCCUGAUUCUCUCUUCCAGCGUCACCAUGUUGAUCCCCUUUUCCGUCGGCCGCAUUCUGGAUCUUGCCACCAAGGGCGACGUCCAAGAUAUCCGUCUAUUUGGCCUAGCACUGAACCAGUUCUUCUUCGGGCUUGGCGCCGUCUUAACAAUCGGCGCCAUGGCAACCUUUGGCAGGGUCGUUUUACUACGCAUCAUUGGUGAGCGCGUUGUCGCGAGGCUAAGGUCUCAGCUAUACAGACGCACCUAUGUUCAGGAUGCCGAGUUCUUCGAUGCGAACCGAGUGGGGGACCUCAUCUCGCGUCUCAGCUCUGACACUGUGAUUGUCGGCAAGUCAGUAACCCAAAAUCUAAGCGAUGGCCUGCGGUCGCUCUUCAGUGGUGGUGCCGGCUUUGCCAUCAUGGUAUGGACAAGCCCCAAGUUGACUGGGCUGCUUCUUCUCAUGUUUCCACCGAUUGCUGUCGGUGCUGUGCUGUACGGCCGCGCAAUUCGGAACAUCAGCAGGUCAAUCCAAAAGAACCUGGGCACACUAACCAAGAUUGCCGAGGAACGCUUGGGUAACGUCAAAACCAGCCAAGCAUUUGUCGGCGAAGUGCAAGAAAUCGGGCGCUACAACAGGCAGAUUCGACGUAUUUUUGCCCUCGGGAAGCGCGAAUCUUUUAUCGCUGCAACCUUCUUUGCCUCGACUGGCUGGGCUGGCAACAUGACCAUCCUUGCCAUGCUCAUUGUCGGCGGUAGCUUUGUUCGUUCGGGCGCAAUGACUCUCGGCGACCUGACUUCCUUUAUGAUGUACACAGCCUUUGCCGGCUCCAGCCUUUUCGGAUUAUCGGGCUUUUAUUCCGAGCUUAUGAAGGGGGUGGGAGCUGCUAGCAGACUCUUUGAACUUCAGGACCGUCGUCCAGGCAUCCCUCAGACGGUUGGCAUCCACGUGAAAUCCGCGCAGGGACCAAUCAGGUUCGACAACGUGAGCUUCGCCUAUCCGACUCGGCCGGCCGUAAACAUCUUCAAUGGUCUGAACUUUGAGAUACCGUCCGGAAGCAACGUCUGCGUCGUUGGGCCAUCCGGGGGAGGAAAGUCCACCGUCGCCUCACUACUGCUCCGGUUCUACAACCCAAGCUCGGGUUCAAUCACCAUCAACGGAGUGGACGUGUCGACAAUGAAUGUCAAGUCUCUGAGACGACGCAUAGGCAUGGUAUCUCAAGAGCCAGUCCUGUUUUCCGGCACGAUUGCGGAGAACAUUUCCUACGGGAAGCCCCGCGCCACACGAGCCGAGAUUAUUGCCGCAGCGCGAAGGGCCAAUUGCAACUUCGUCAGCGACCUGCCGGACGGGCUUGAGACCCAAGUCGGAGCCAGGGGCUCGCAACUAUCUGGCGGGCAAAAGCAGCGCAUUGCAAUCGCACGUGCGCUCUUGAAGGACCCCGACAUCCUUAUCCUGGACGAGGCCACGUCCGCCUUGGACGCGGAAUCCGAGACCUUGGUGAACGAGGCUUUGGCUGGACUGCUGCGGGGACGCAAUACGACUAUUUCCAUUGCACAUAGACUAUCAACCAUCAAGCGAUCCGACCAGAUCAUCGUUCUCAACAACGAAGGGAGGGUAGCUGAAAUUGGAAGUUACCCCCAGCUAGCCGCCGACAAGGACAGCGCUUUCAGCAAGCUGAUGGAGUGGCAGAUGAGUGGUGGAGAGAUUCCUGAGAAGCGACAGUCUGAAUUUGGGCCGCACGUGGCCGAAUCAGAAGAGAUGGAAGACGACUUUGCAGGAGAGGAGCAUAUGCAGGAAGAGCAGAUGGAGAAGAGCAAGUAG